CGCAGAACCAGCUCUCUGAGCCGCCCGGGCGGCGGGCGAAGGGCCGGCGGGCUUCGGCGAGCCCGAGGAGGCACAGGCCUGGCCCGGGCCCCGCAGGUCCCGCAGGUCGGUGUGAGGGUCUGUGUGUCUGUCCCCAGCACUCUGCAAGACUAGAAAAAUAGGAAGAACCUGUUCAGAAUCCCUGCGGGAAAAGAAGGGGAAAUCUCAACAUGGAAAAACUCUACAAUGAAAAUGAAGGAAAGCUGGAAAUCGAGGGAAAGCCAGAAGAUGAAGUAGAUACAGAAGAUGAAGGAAAAUCAGAUGAGGAAGAAAAGCUGGAAGUGGAGGGGAAGCCAGGGCAUGAGGGAAAGCUCCAGAAUGAGGGACAGCCAGGUGAUGAGGGACAACCAGAAGAUGAGGGAAAGCAAGAAAAGCAGGGCAAGUCUGAAAAUGAGGGAAAACCACACAGCGAGGGCAAGCCAGAAUCCCUGGCAAAGGCUGAGAGUGAGUCGCGGGCUGCCGAAAAGCGCCCAGCUGAAGAUUAUGUGCCUAGGAAAGCAAAAAGAAAAACGGACAGGGGGACAGACGAUUCCCCCAAGGACUAUCAGGAGGACUUACAGGAAAGGCACUUGGGCAGUGAGGAAAUGAUGAGAGAAUGUGGAGAUGUGUCAAGGGCUCAGGAAGAGCUAAGGAAAAAACAGAAAAUGGGUGGUUUUCAUUGGAUGCAAAGAGAUGUACAGGAUCCCUUUGCCCCAAGGGGGCAGCGGGGUGUCAGGGGAAUGAGGGGCGGAGGUAGGGGCCAAAGGGGCUUACAUGAUAUCCCAUAUCUUUAAUGUCUUUGGCGUUCAUUUCUGAUUUCUCUAAUGAGAAUAUUGCUGAUCCUGCUUUUCCUGGCAGGCAUUUGCCAGGCUAUGUGCUUUAAACUUAGGCUGAUACUUUGCUUUAGGUGUCACUCUUGGUUACCAGCAGCCUUUUGAUCCAACUACAGUGUCCUCUGUCUUUUAGUAGGGGAUUUUCACCCAUGUGCAUGGAAAAGAUGUUCAUGGUACAUUGUAAAAUAACAAUAAAGAUAAAACCAUUUGCAGAACCAUA
This is a messenger RNA of Leopardus geoffroyi (Geoffroy's cat), 1071 nucleotides long. RefSeq names its product transcription elongation factor A like 6 (gene TCEAL6). The coding region runs from base 210 to 812 and encodes 200 amino acids. Lineage: Eukaryota; Metazoa; Chordata; Mammalia; Carnivora; Felidae. The transcript has 3 exons. The record is from RefSeq and is a predicted model, not a curated record.